Molecule: messenger RNA, 2139 nt
Organism: Amphibalanus amphitrite
Lineage: Eukaryota; Metazoa; Arthropoda; Thecostraca; Balanomorpha; Balanidae
Product: pleckstrin homology domain-containing family F member 2-like
Exons: 7
Coding region: 679-1590 (303 amino acids)
Cellular component (GO): early endosome
Molecular function (GO): phosphatidylinositol binding; metal ion binding
Source: RefSeq, a predicted model, not a curated record
AGAUUGCAGGUCGGCAGAUACGGGCCGGUAUCGCACCCGCCCGCCGCGCCGGUCGACCUCGGCGCCGCGAGUCAGGUGUCGCGUGUCCACCUGCGUUCGGCGCGCCCGCUGUAAACAGAGGCGCGCGGCGGUGUCAGUCAGUCGUGCCCCAGCAGCGGAGGACGGAGCCGCCUCGUGCCGACCGGCCGGGACCACCGCGUGACGCUCACACCCAGGCAGAGCGCGGAGAGGGCACCGGCCGGCACCGAGCCGCGCCGGCUGGCUGCGGCCGCGGUGGUGUUGUGGUGUGCUCAGCUCUGGUGCUGUGGUGUCGGCUGUCGGUGCGGCCUACUCGGAUGCCCCGGCCAAACGUGUCGUGUGCUGACUGACAGUGGUGUGACUCGGCCGGCGGAGCAGUGAGCACUGAGCAGUGGGCAGUGAGCAGUGAGCUCUGAGCAGUGAGCACUGAGCAAUAAGCACUGAACAGUGAGCAGUGGGCACCACCAGGCCCGAGAUGUGACCCGGACGCGGCGUGACGCUGUCGAGCGCACAGUGUGACCCGGGCGCGCCAGUGACGCUCGUCGUGAUGUGUGGGUGAUCCACCACACCAGCACGCUCCGACAAUACCGUGCAGUGUCACCGUGAACCUGUGACCUUGCCACCACCCGGCGGCGACCCUCGCUGUGACUGCGGCCCGCCAUGGCGGAGGGGCCGGCUGACGACACCGUGCUCCACCUCGAACUGAACAGCGAGGCGAACACGCGGCGUAUCGCCAUUGUGGAGCAGUGUUUCGGCAGCUCCGGCCAGCCGCUGGCCGUCCAGGGCCGCGUGCUGGUCGGCGAGGGCGUGCUCACCAAAAUGUGCCGCAAAAAGCCCAAGCCGCGCCAGUUCUUCCUCUGCAACGACAUCCUCAUCUACGGCAACAUCGUCAUCAGCAAGAAAAAGUACAACUGCCAGCGGAUCAUCCCGCUGGAGGAGGUGAAACUGGAGUCGCUCGAGGACGACGCGCAGUACAAGAACGGCUGGCUGGUGCGCACGCGCACAAAGUCGUUCGCCGUGUACGCCGCCACCGCCGCCGAGAAGGCAGAGUGGAUGGCGCACAUCAACAAAUGCGUCGACGACCUGCUCAAAAAGAGCGGUAAGCUGGGCGCCACUGACCACGCGGCCGUCUGGGUGCCCGACACCGAGGCCGGCAGCUGCAUGCACUGCAAAAAGAGUCAGUUCACAAUCAUCAACCGGCGCCACCACUGCAGAAAGUGCGGUAAGGUGGUGUGCGGUCCCUGUUCCAACAAGAAGUGGAUUCUGCCCAGCCAGUCGUCCAAGCCUCUACGUGUCUGCCUGACCUGCUACGACGAGCUGAGCCGAGCCAAGGCCGACGACAACCGGCUGGCCGGCGACACACGAGACAUCCGCGCCCCGACGCACCAGAACUCUGUGGACUCGUCAUCGGAGGACUCGGAGGACGAGUUCUCGAACGGCAACAAUCCUCCGGCGGUCGGCGGCGGCCCUCCCGACGAGCCUAACGUGACCCAGUUCUACCGCAAAUCCACCACGGAUGGCGGGGACGGACCGCCCUCGGAGCUGCCGCCGGCCACGGAGGCCACCAACUGACCGAGCGCCGCGGCACGCGCGCACUCGUGCCUUCUCGAGACCGGUGGCGUCUGACCGCAGGAGUCGGAUGUCACCGCUGGAGUCUGAAGUCGCCGCUGGAGUCUGACGUCUGACCGCAGGAGUCUGACGUCGCCCCUGGAGUCUGACUCGCCGCUGGGACAUCAUUACAUGAGGGACUCUCGGUGGCGCCGGGAGUGAUGUGGUCCUCUGAGCCGAAUGUACCGUGUCGCCGUCCCGCGCACCGGCGGGGGUCGUUACUUCGUUAACCUGCCGGCGCGGGAUGCUGUAAUCGUUGAACUGAGAUGUGUCGGUUCCGGCGCUCGCUGGCGCCGCGCCGUGGGGCUUCUUCCAUGCAUGGCGUCCGUGUUACUUGCCAGGCGCCGGGCGGGCGCCUCUGGGGCCGCCGCCGGCUCGCAGCCGGACGGCCGUAUAUUAGCGUGUAGUAGUCAGAGAGAGGCCGGCGGUAUUUACAGUCGGGCGGGCCGACCGCGCAGCACCGGGCGGCAGGCGCCGCCACCAAGUACGAAAUACACUUCACCCUAUUUUACA